AUGGCUGGUAAGCAAACGAAGACCGCGAAGCGUUCCGCCAAACAAAAUGGGAAGAGAGAAGUGACUUCAGAAGUCUUUCAGGAUACGCAAGCUAGAAACCAGUUAAUAAAUACUCCUAAGCUUCAAGAAAAGUCCAAAACGAGGAAGCCCAGCAAAGUCAAGGUAAGCAAGGAGCAGGCACGCGCGAGACUAUAUGGUUCAAAAAAUAAGACGCAGAAGACUUACUCGGAGAAGGACCUUGAUCUGCCGACCCUGAACCGAGCAAUCAUUCCAGGCGUCAAAAUCAAGCGCGGCAAGAAAGGUAAAAAGUUCGUUGGUGACCACGACUCUUUGAUGUACAAUCGGCUAAUAAGCACAAUCGGGGACAAGGAUGACGAACUCACCGAAAGCAAGCUUGAAAAGGCCAGGAGGCUCGAGGAAAUUAGAGAACUCAAGAGGCAAGAAAUUGAGAGAAAGGAAGAAGCUAAAAAAGACAAGUUGGAAGCCAAGGUGGUUGAAUUGAAGAAAAAGUCAUCAGUUGCUAGGACUGUAAGGAGGAAAAACAGACGGGUGGAAGAAGCCGAGAACACAAAAACGUCUCAAGACAAGAAGCCAAAGAAAAAGUCUGUAAGUUUCGCGUAA
Messenger RNA from Lachancea sp. 'fantastica', 621 nucleotides. Lineage: Eukaryota; Fungi; Ascomycota; Saccharomycetes; Saccharomycetales; Saccharomycetaceae. The record is from the annotation of a GenBank genome assembly.